Zychaea mexicana is the source of this 1342-nucleotide messenger RNA. Its product is annotated as kinase-like domain-containing protein. Gene Ontology annotation, molecular function: ATP binding; protein kinase activity. The transcript has 5 exons. The record is from RefSeq and is a predicted model, not a curated record. The coding region runs from base 1 to 1206 and encodes 401 amino acids. Lineage: Eukaryota; Fungi; Mucoromycota; Mucoromycetes; Mucorales; Lichtheimiaceae. Gene Ontology annotation, biological process: spliceosomal complex assembly; protein phosphorylation; regulation of mRNA processing.
AUGAAAGUCGUGAAAUCAGCCAAGCACUAUACCGAAACCGCACUCGACGAAAUCAAGUUAUUGCAACGCGUAGCCGAAGCAGAUACACGAGCGAUCGGAUCCAACUAUGUGACGGCUGUGGUCGACCAUUUCAUGAUGAAGGGACGCAACGGAACACACGUGUGCAUGACUUUUGAAGUAUUGGGCGAAAAUUUGCUGGCGCUGAUCAAACGAUACAGGAACCGCGGGAUCCCUGUGCAUCUCGUCAAACAGAUUGCCAAACAGAUGCUGUUGGGCUUGGAUUAUUUGAAUCGGAUCUGUCACAUCAUUCAUACGGAUUUGAAACCCGAGAAUGUGCUCAUGUUUUUGGAUAAUGCAGAGGAAUUGCUCAGGGAGCCACAGUCGUCGACGACGACGCUUACUGAUGAGGAUGAUCAUGAACGUAGUCGUGGACGAAGUCGAUUACGUAAAAAACCUGACGAGGAUAGCAACAGUUGCGUGAAAACCGUGGCGUCACAGCCAUUGUCGUCAGAUGGUAGGAGGAAUGGUCGUCCCGGUCGUGCUAUUGAGCCAAAAUCACGUAAGGACAGAUCAGAGCAGGGCAGUAGGAGACCGAACCGUGAAACGAUAAAGAUCAAAAUUGCAGACUUGGGGAAUGCAUGUUGGGUGAACCAUCACUUUACCGAAGAUAUCCAAACCCGUCAAUACCGAUCACCCGAAGUGCUUUUGGGCGCCAAAUGGGAUGCCACUGCAGACAUUUGGAGUUUAGCAUGCAUGAUUUUCGAGCUCUUGACUGGCAAUUAUUUAUUCGACCCACAAAAGAGUUCUCGGUUUAGUAGAGAUGAUGACCACUUGGCACAAAUGAUCGAAUUAAUGGGACCCAUGCCACGCCACUUUGCAUUGUCAGGCGCCGACGCACGCGAGUUCUUGAAUCAUCGAGGCGAACUGCGACACAUUACACGGCUAAAGUACUGGUCACUCAAGGACGUGUUGCAUGAAAAAUACGGAUUUCACCGACGCGAGGCCGAAGAAAUCGCCAGUUUCUUGGAACCCAUGCUACAGUAUGAGAACCGAGCUGAAGCGUUGGACAUGUUGUACCAUCCUUGGAUCAAUGGUGUAGAACCUAUCUUGGAAGGAGAACGGAAAGAUGAAGUGGAGUGGCAAAAGCAUGCACGACCUUGGAAGGAAUGGGAAAGAAAGUUUAAUAAGCGAAGGCGACGACCUUGAAUACACCACCUUGUCAAUUGUUCUCUUUGAUCUCCACCUGCAAUUGGAUGUGGUUUAUGCACACACACAAACAAACAAAAAAGAAACAAAUUAUGUGCUCCAUUCUUGAAAAAGACUUGAAGGGUACCUAGCCCCU